AUGGGGAAACGCCUGCGAGUCCCCAAUUGCACCCACCUGGACAUGGACCGCGUUUUCGGUCAGGAGCAGCACUGCGGCGUCUGCGGGCGCUCGCCAUCCAUCGGGUUCCUGUACGAGUGCAGACAGGAUUGCGAACCCCAUCUUCUCCGCACACUACUAGCUAGGGAUCAGGAUAGCAUCGAGCCAGUGAAGUCUGCGUUGCGCCAGGAGUUGGAAAAGAUUGGGUUGGGUGAGAGUAUCAUUAUCACAGCGGAGAGCGGACAUUACACCGACAAGCAACUGAACAAGCUCAAGGGCCUGAAGCUUGAGCUGCAGCAGGUCAUCUCGGACACGCAACAAGCCGCUCAAGCCAGCGAUGUCGUCUCUAGACUCACCGCUGCCAUGGCUAAGGCGCCAUAUAGCACCGACGGGGCCUUCAACAGUAUGCCUGAUAUGAACGCAAAGCCCAUGGGAUGCAACGUAAGAGCCUGCCACACCUGUCGCCCGUACUAUCGAGAACGAAUGUACAUCCCCUUUCAAGCGGUACUCAACGCAGAGUUCCCGCCCAUGACACGAGAAGACAUGGAGGAGCUCCCAACCAAAUCUGCACACAUCAUGCGUACCAUCGGCACUCGAGUUCAGCCAUUGCCAUCCUCGACAACUCUAGGCACCUCUCCAUCGACAUUGCCCAACUCGAAUUCCUUCGCUACAUCUGCAGGCUCACCACUUACCGCCUCUUCCAACACAACCGAUUCAAGCGAAGCGACGUUCAAGACGACGCAAACUGACAUGGACGAGAUCUCCGCUCAGCGUCGCCCCCGCCGACGGUUCUACAAGAUGGGUCGUCGAUCGUCCGUGGACAUUGCCCGCUCCCUUUCUCGCGGAUCCAGUCUCCUCACACCUCAAGGUCUCAAAUCCGCCGUCCAGGGUAUCUUCCGCCCAAACCGAGAAUCCAGCUCCGAAGGCUCUAAUAUCACGCUCCCACUUCCAAGGACUGGCACAGUUCGCGAUAACACGGGUUCUCCGCCUGUAGGCGAGUUCGACCUCGGAGCUUUACGUCGCGUUCGGAAGCAGAAGGAGCGCAAUGAGGUCAAGAACGGAACGUAUACGGGUGGCUUCGAAAAUGUUACCGCACAAGCCACGGCGCCCAGUGACCCAGCGUCAGGAAACAACAGCAGCACCGACUCCGAGUUCUCGGUAUACUCAUUUACGACUGAAGAGGAAGAGAACGUCGUAGUAGAAGGCGUUGCUAUCACGGAAGAAGCAGCUGAGACGCACACACCCGAUCUUGUCGCUCUUAACGUCCCUGCUAUUCAUAAGCUGGAAGCGGUGAUCAAGACCGCAGAGGUCGCGACUACUGAGAUUGAAGAGGACGCGGAUAUUGGAUUACAAAGCAUCAUGACGCAGGUGUAA
This is a messenger RNA of Alternaria ethzedia, 1392 nucleotides long. RefSeq lists its product as uncharacterized. The coding region runs from base 1 to 1392 and encodes 463 amino acids. The record is from RefSeq and is a predicted model, not a curated record. Lineage: Eukaryota; Fungi; Ascomycota; Dothideomycetes; Pleosporales; Pleosporaceae. The transcript has 2 exons.